AUGUCGUAUUCUUCCCUGUUAGCUGUGUUCAUUCUAUUUUUCGCGUCGUUGGGUGUCGCCAAUGGCGACACCUCGUUCAACUUCGAAGCUCAGGUUAUCUUGGAAAAUGCUACAGUAAACUCUGACUUUAUGGUGACGACCGGCUUCACUGAACACAUCACAGCCGCACUCCAGAAUGCGGCAAGUCCGCCAUCGCCCCUGAGAACGGUGGUGCACGCUGUACCGCCUCAUUUGGUGAUCAUGCUCAGCAUGUGGUACACCGGAGAGCCGGAGGCUGUACAGACGGCAAUCAGCAAUAUCAACGGGACCUACACCAAAUGGACAAGCGGUGACACUCUCGCUGUCAACGGGGCGUUGAGCCACACCUGCCUGACAAACAUCGGCCAACAGCCAACGUUCAUAAAUUACACAAACAGCUGCAGCUACUGGGACGCGCUCCUCCCACCACGCAGCAAUGAAACGUGCUGGCGGAACUUGUCCCUCACGUUCUACACUGCAGUCACCAACCAGUCCGACCCCCGCGCCAGCCUCCGGUCUGCUCUCUGCAGCUUUCUUCCCACGGACUGUGAGCUUAUUACCUACGGGGAUUUGACGAGCACACAAAUCACUAUCAACGGCUCCGCGAUUAUCGUCAACGUCAUGCCGUUCACCGUCAUGUCCAGCAACCGGGAGGCGACGCUGGUGACGCUUGUGACGUACGCCCAAUACGCCUCAGUGCUGGUUGAGCACAGCAUCGUAUACAUUUUAGCCGGCGGAGUGCAGGUGUUUUUUCGUGGUGACCCGCAGUCGUUCUCGAUUAACGGCACCUUUGAGCAAUGCGUGGAGAAGAUGUGGUACCUCAUCUUCUUUAUUAUCCUUGGCCCAGCAUUUCUCAUCGUUUCAUAUUGUCUGUUUCAGCGCGGACGGGCAUCUGGAAAGCGGAGUAUCAAUAAGUCGGAGAGAGAUAUCCGCGCUGGUGUUCACUUGAGCGCAGCGCCGUGGGCUAACAUCGGCGCCGGCUAUCAGUACGGCCCUCCGCAAGGGUACGGAAGCGGCUACAAUAGUGUCGGUGAUUGGCAACAUGGCGGCGGUCUCUACGCGUCGCCGCAAAAUGUCCCACAGCGGUUUCUGGAACAGGGGUCCCAGGGUGGGCUCCAGGGUUGGGGAGACCAACAGUACGAUGACAAGUACUUUGGAGGCCAAGAGUAUGAUGCGCAGCAAUACGUUUCCCAGGAAAGCGACGAGAACUGA
Molecule: messenger RNA, 1230 nt
Organism: Leishmania mexicana MHOM/GT/2001/U1103
Lineage: Eukaryota; Euglenozoa; Kinetoplastea; Trypanosomatida; Trypanosomatidae
Exons: 1
Coding region: 1-1230 (409 amino acids)
Source: RefSeq, a predicted model, not a curated record